GUCAUUCUCCAGAACACGCCUUGCAUGUGACGUCACCAGGCGGGCGUGGCUUAUUGCCUUUUGACGUCACUCCCGGCUGGACACGCGAGGCGGAAUUGAUAAAGGCCGGGUCUUGACAUUUGACCAGACUGGUGGAUGAGGCUCUAUGACUUCAGAACUUCAAGCAGAUCAGCCAAGUCAUGACUCGCAGACCUGGCAUCACUUGGGCUCUGCCACAGAGCUGGCAAGCGCGAGAAAGAAACGAGUUCGUGUUGGUGGCCGAGACAUCGCCGUCUUCCACCACAAGGGACAGUUUUACGCUCUGGACUGGCGCUGCUACCAUGCAGGAGGACCUUUGCACCAGGGAGACAUUGAGGAGCUUCCGGAUGGUACGGCUUGCCUUAUCUGUCCCUGGCACGGCUACCGCAUUGGGCUGGCAUCUGGCGAGGGAUUCUAUAGGCCCGCAAAUCCCACGGGUUCGGCGCCCACCAGCGACUGGUGCUCGAAGGGCGUACGUCAGCGCAUGCACCAUGUGGAGGUGCGGCCCGACGAGAGCGUACACGUGGCUCUCUCCGACCUCAAGUCACCCCGCGAGUCCGACCGAUAUGCUUCCCGCAAGCCGAAGAAAGCAACAUUCAAAUAACGUGGAGAUAUCUUUUAAAUGACGAAACUGCUUUGAUCAAUUUUCUAUCAAAGUGGGCCUUUGAGUCAAGACAAUCAUGCUCAACCUCUGUGCAAAAGUGGAUAAAAGGUUUAGACAUACAUUUUUUCUAUUUGUAAAUUAAUAAUGGAUGGAAAAAAGUCAGGGUUGCACUGCCUGAAAGGAAAUGGACUUAAGGAUUUUACAUAAGCAAUUGCAUUUAUUAGGCGCUUAAAUCCCAGGACAUCUCAAAGCAUCGUACAAAGCGCAAAACCACGAAAAUACAAAGGAUAAAGUGGACAUAGUUAAAAAUCUAAAUAUAUAUUUACAUCCAUUGUCAAUCUGUUGUAGAAUGCCUCCCCACAUCAUGUUGCGGGUUGUUUGACCGUACUUUAUCACGCUGAUCACUGGGGCCAAGGCGACACUGACUGGGAAUCAAACUCAGGUUGCUGGGUUUACAGCUCAAUGCCCUAACCACUGCAACCAUCAAUCCACCCCACAGCUCAAAAUGUUUCUGUAUGUACUGUAUAUUGCUAGGUUUAUCAUGCAGAUUGUUGCCUGCAUAUGGACCGAAAUGGCACUUGAAUUUCUUUAAAUACUGGCAGUUUAUAAUGCAUUACAAUAUGUCACUUUAACUGUAUGACAUUUAAACAGUAUAAUGCUAAACAUGUUCAUGACAAGUGGACAUUCACGGGCAUGAUUAAGUUUCACACUUAACUAUAUCAGUGAUAAUUUUUUGUUAGAUAUGUGUUAGAACAAG
Molecule: messenger RNA, 1379 nt
Organism: Lethenteron reissneri (Far Eastern brook lamprey)
Lineage: Eukaryota; Metazoa; Chordata; Hyperoartia; Petromyzontiformes; Petromyzontidae
Product: Rieske domain-containing protein-like
Molecular function (GO): 2 iron, 2 sulfur cluster binding
Source: RefSeq, a predicted model, not a curated record